UAUUCGGUAUUCCUACCACAAAUUGAAGUUGAACUUCACUCCCGAGGCCGGCCUGGCCAACCUUGCCUAUUUAUUUAUUUACUCUCUCUCUCCCUCGCUGGGUGGUUCUUGUCUCGCUCUCUCUCUCUCUCUCUCUCUAUGCUUAGCUCUUGCUCCUUAGUCCUUCCUAUUCACCACCACUGCAUUUGCUCCCAAGAGGCUUACGGACAGCUGAAAUUACUGCAGUUUCUGUACUGUGACCACUUCUAUUCGGGAGUAAAGCAUAAAUUUGGAAUAUGACCCAAUUCCUACAAGCAUCUGCCUUUGAUUUAAGCAAGCAGUAUCAGAUACCCACUGUUUCGAGCUUGAACUCGUGUAAGAGGAAUGGCUGCACCCUUCGAAAAACAAAAGGCUUAUUGUUUCCAGGCAGUUCUGCUGUGGGUACUACGUUAAGGAUUCCUUCUGGAGAUGCUUUUGCAACAAGGCACAAUAGGGCAGCAUCCUCUUUGAAAGUUGUUUGCAUUGACUAUCCAAGACCCGAGCUUGAGAACACUAUCAACUAUUUGGAAGCUGCUCAGUUAUCAUCAUCAUUUCGGACUGCUUCCCGUCCCAAAAAGCCAUUGGAAGUGGUGAUUGCUGGUGCAGGUUUGGCAGGGUUAUCUACUGCGAAGUAUUUGGCUGAUGCAGGUCAUAAACCCAUUUUACUGGAAGCUAGAGACGUCCUUGGAGGAAAGGUGGCUGCAUGGAAAGAUGAAGAUGGAGACUGGUAUGAGACUGGAUUACACAUAUUUUUUGGUGCUUACCCAAAUAUCCAGAACCUGUUUGGGGAGCUGGGAAUUAAUGAUCGUUUGCAAUGGAAAGAGCAUUCCAUGAUUUUCGCUAUGCCAAACAAGCCGGGAGAAUUCAGCAGAUUCGAUUUUCCUGAAUCUCUGCCAGCACCAUUAAAUGGAGUACUGGCCAUCUUGAAGAACAAUGAAAUGCUUACCUGGCCAGAGAAAGUCAAGUUUGCCAUCGGUCUCUUGCCAGCCAUAGUUGGUGGCCAGCCUUAUGUUGAGGCUCAAGAUGGAAUAACAGUUAAAGACUGGAUGAGAAAACAAGGGGUACCAGACAGGGUCACUGAGGAAGUGUUCAUUGCCAUGUCGAAAGCACUGAACUUCAUAAAUCCUGAUGAGCUCUCAAUGCAAUGCAUCUUGAUUGCAUUGAACAGAUUUUUGCAGGAAAAACAUGGUUCAAAGAUGGCCUUUUUAGAUGGAAAUCCGCCUGAAAGACUUUGCAUGCCAAUCGUCGAUCAUAUUCAAUCAAGGGGCGGAGAAGUUCGUCUAAAUUCAAGAAUACAGAAGAUUGACCUAAAUGAAGAUGGGAGUGUCAGAAGUUUUAUUCUGAAUGAUGGAAACACUAUUCAAGGAGAUGCAUAUGUAUUUGCAACUCCAGUUGAUAUACUGAAGCUUCUUUUGCCUGAGGACUGGAAAACAAUUCCAUAUUUCAGAAAAUUGGAGAAAUUAGUUGGAGUUCCAGUUAUAAAUGUUCAUAUCUGGUUUGACAGGAAACUACAAAACACAUAUGAUCAUCUACUUUUCAGCAGGAGUUCGCUUCUAAGUGUGUAUGCUGACAUGUCUGUAACUUGUAAGGAAUACUACAGCCCAAAGGAGUCGAUGCUGGAGUUAGUUUUUGCACCUGCAGAAGAAUGGAUAGCGCGCAGUGAUGAAGAAAUCAUUGGUGCGACGAUGAGGGAACUUGAAAAGCUGUUCCCAGAUGAGAUUGCGGCUGAUGGGAGCAAAGCAAAGAUUUUGAAGUACCAUGUUGUCAAGACUCCAAGGUCUGUAUAUAAGACGAUACCCGGAACAGAGCCUUGUCGGCCCUUACAAAGAUCUCCCAUAGAAGGAUUCUACCUGGCUGGUGACUAUACAAAGCAGAAAUACUUGGCAUCAAUGGAAGGUGCUGUACUGUCGGGAAAGCUUUGUGCUCAGGCCAUUGCACAGGAUUGCGAAAUGCUGCUGCUGGGUGGAAGAGCUCGUCCCAAAACUUUGGCAGAAGCAACAACUGUGUGAACUCACUGCACAUAUCAUCUCUCUCUCAUAUCAUCACUAUCAUAAUUCAUAUAUGUAUAAAGUAGAGAUCACACACUGCACAACUUAAAGGCAGGCAGGUAGGCUGGCUGGCUGGCUAUGAGAACAGAAACCAAAUGGUUGAUUAUUUGAUUGAUUGGAGUAGAGAGACCCAUGGUCAUGCCCAUCCGUGGAAACUUAAAUUAAUUGGGUUGCAACUUGCUAGCAAAGUUGUAUAUGCCUUGUCUUA
Andrographis paniculata is the source of this 2274-nucleotide messenger RNA. Its product is annotated as 15-cis-phytoene desaturase, chloroplastic/chromoplastic. The transcript is spliced from 15 exons. Gene Ontology annotation, cellular component: chloroplast thylakoid. Gene Ontology annotation, molecular function: phytoene dehydrogenase activity. Bases 276 to 2027 code for a protein of 583 amino acids. NCBI's taxonomy places the organism in Eukaryota, Viridiplantae, Streptophyta, Magnoliopsida, Lamiales, Acanthaceae. Gene Ontology annotation, biological process: carotenoid biosynthetic process. The record is from RefSeq and is a predicted model, not a curated record.